Molecule: messenger RNA, 216 nt
Organism: Anisakis simplex (herring worm)
Lineage: Eukaryota; Metazoa; Nematoda; Chromadorea; Rhabditida; Anisakidae
Source: the annotation of a GenBank genome assembly
AUGUUAGCAUUCGCUGAGCAACGUCUCUCCACCAACUAUCAUCAACGAAUCGAACAAGCCGGACAGAAUAUUUCAUCAGAUUUUAUGGCGAAUGAGAUCAUUCGGCUGCAAAUGCUCAGAAAAGAACGAUCAACCAUUAAGGUUUGCCUUUUUUUUUUCAGAGGAAUUUCAUUUUUCACUAUCGCUCAAGUAUUAUUCACAAGAGUUUUAUGGUAA